Pectinophora gossypiella (pink bollworm) is the source of this 1250-nucleotide messenger RNA. RefSeq names its product lachesin-like. The coding region runs from base 117 to 1250 and encodes 377 amino acids. NCBI's taxonomy places the organism in Eukaryota, Metazoa, Arthropoda, Insecta, Lepidoptera, Gelechiidae. The record is from RefSeq and is a predicted model, not a curated record. The transcript has 8 exons. Gene Ontology annotation, cellular component: neuron projection.
UCGAGGGCGCACGUAGCGCUCGCUACGCGGCUACGGACUACGAACUUCUACGUACUCGAAUCGUAGCAAUGCCGAACCAAGUGUAAAGUUUCUCCGAAAGUUGAGAUGUGACUUGAAUGAUGUUGUUAGGAAAACUUUUGUCCUACAUACAUUUCGGACUUGUCUUCCAUGUAGUGAUUUGUUUUAAGGAUAGUAUAGAAAUCCCUCGCUUUGAAGAUAGCCUAAACAAUUUGACUGUUUCUUUGGGAAGAGAGGCAGUGUUCACUUGUGUGGUGAAUGACCUCGGCUCCUACAGGGUGGCGUGGCUACGCGUGGACACGCAGACGAUCCUGACGAUAGCGACGCACGUGAUCACGAAGAACCAUAGGAUCGCGGUGAACCACAGCGACCGGCGCGUGUGGUUCCUGCACAUCCACGACGUACGGCAGUCCGACCGCGGCUGGUACAUGUGCCAGCUCAACACCGACCCAAUGAAGAGCCAGACUGCUUACUUGGACGUCGUUGUGCCGCCAGAUAUCCUGGACUAUCCGACGAGUAGCGACCAAGUUGCUCGAGAGGGGGCGAAUGUUACUCUGCGGUGUGCUGCCCACGGGGUGCCCACGCCCAACGUGGUCUGGAGACGAGAGGCCGGUGACGUACUAUUGGCUACCAACUUCAGCGACACGCAAAAUACGUCGGUAAGCGGCUCAGUCCUGCACUUAGUCAAAGUCUCCCGCCUUCAUAUGGGGCCGUACCUGUGCAUCGCCAGUAAUGGAGUGCCACCUUCUGUCAGCAAACGGGUCAUGCUUGUCGUGCACUUUCCGCCGAUAAUGACAAUACAAAACCAGUUGGUUGGAGCGAAGGAGGGCGACACGGUUCAUCUCGAGUGUCACUCCGAAGCGUUUCCAAGGUCCAUUAACUAUUGGACGAUAAAUGAUCAAAUUAUAUCGCAAUCGGACAAAAGGUUCGAGAUAAUAGCAACGGAGCGAGGUUACGAAGUGGACAUGCGAUUGAAGAUCAAGAAGGUCGGCCGGAACACCUUCGGCACUUACAGCUGUAUAUCCAAGAACUCGCUUGGAGACACAGACGGGACUAUAAAGUUGUAUUCUUUAUCUGGAAAGUUUGAAGAGAUGCAAUACAAUGAGGUGGGCGAGUUCGACGAGACGCCAGACGUGAGCGAAUUGGAAGCUCUCAAGCGCAGCGCGUCGCCGCUGUCUGCGCCGGCGCACCUCGCGCUUGCCCUAGCCAUUACCACCCUAGCCGCAUUAUAA